Molecule: messenger RNA, 1755 nt
Organism: Chilo suppressalis (striped riceborer)
Lineage: Eukaryota; Metazoa; Arthropoda; Insecta; Lepidoptera; Crambidae
Source: the annotation of a GenBank genome assembly
UCUCAUAAUCAGCUACUAAAACCAAAUUCUCGGUGUCGUUUAAUCUAAGUAUUCAAUGGGUCUCACAGGUGCACUUUGAGUUUUCUUUACGACUUCGCCUUAGAAAUACGCAUUUCACAUGAAUCUAUAAAUGAAAAUACCUAAUGCUGAAUAUAUUGACAUAAAUUGGAUUCGUUUUACUGUAAGGUGGUUGUUUUACAAUAAUUGAAGUUAUCGAUUUCAUUUUGAUGGCCACUUUAAUCUGGAAUUGCUUUCUUGAUCUAUUUUAUCCUACUUCCUGGUUUUAUUGUGCCAUAUCUUAUUUAACGUCUUUUUGUCUUAUAUUUGUUCAAGUGUAUGAUUAUAAUCUUCGUUACAGUAUUAAAAAGGUGAUACUAUAAAUAGAAAGGAAAAAAAUAAAUAUCAAAAAGAUAAUAAACAAGAAAUCUCGACAAUAAUCGCAACAUUCCCGAACAAUUGAAACAAGACUGAUUUUUCCUAGACUUUAAGAGACAUUCCUUCGACUAUGAAUUUGUGAUCAGGAAAAGAGUUGAGACGACGCAAAGAUGUUUAAACUGCUAGGGGGGUUGAGUGUAUACUUUAAGUAUCAGCCUAUCAGGACAGAUAAUGCUGUGUUCAGGCUGCACAAUGUGUUCACGACGGUGCUGCUCCUUACGUGUUCCAUGAUCAUAACGGCGACGCAGUAUGUGGGUCAACCUAUCCAGUGUAUUGUCAGCGGGCUGCCCGUUAAUGUAGUCAAUACCUUCUGCUGGAUCACGUCUACAUUCACUAUGCCAGAUGCGUUCGCUAGAGAGGUGGGCAAGGAGGUAGCACAUCCAGGCGUGGCCAAUGAGUAUGACAGCUCAAGCGAGAAGAAAUACUACACGUACUACCAGUGGGUGUGUUUCGUGUUGUUCUUCCAGGCAAUAAUGUGUUAUACGCCCAAGUUCCUGUGGGAUACCUUCGAGGGCGGACUCCUACGCACAAUCGUGAUGGGUCUCAACGUAGGCGUGUGCCACGCUGAGGAGAAGGAGAAGAAAAAAGACGUGCUCAUCGGAUACCUUUUAAGGCAUGAAAAGAUGCACAAACUAUACGCGUUGCGGUACUGGGGCUGCGAGCUGCUAUGCCUGGUGAACAUCGUGCUGCAGCUGUGGAUGAUGGACAACUUCUUCAACGGCGAGUUCUUCUCGUACGGCACCAGGGUGCUGGGGUACAGCGAAGUACCGCAAGAAGAGAGAUACGACCCUAUGAUCUACGUGUUCCCGCGCAUCACCAAGUGCACGUUCCACAAGUUUGGUGCGUCGGGCAGCAUUCAGACUCACGAUAGCCUCUGUAUCCUGCCGUUGAACAUCGUCAACGAGAAGACCUACAUAUUCCUGUGGUUCUGGUAUAUUAUACUGGCCGUCGUGCUGUCGCUACUCGUCUUGUACAGGCUGGUGAUAAUGUUCGUGCCGAGCGUGAGGCCACGGUUACUGCACGCACGGUCUCGCACUCUCGCCAUGGAGACCGCCGUCGUGGUCUCGCGGAGGACAGACCUCGGCGACUGGUGGCUGCUGUACAUGCUGGCCCGCAACAUGGACCCGCUCAUAUACAGGGAACUGAUCUCCGAGCUGGCCAAACGCAUGGGGGAGAAGCCUGGUCCGCGCGCGUGACCUUCACCCCCACCCCCACCACCUGCGACCAUAGCCGUACUAACAGCGUGACAUUGAAUACGAGGCCAGUUGCACUGAACUUAUCUGCACACAAGUCACAAAACACCCCCACCAGAGACGCGUG